AUGUCGUUGAGAAGAUCCCAGCGGUUGAAAGAUUUGAAAACUCCCAAAGCGGCUAUAGAUGCAAAAGCACGCUCAGAGACCGCGCGUGUCAGUGAGCAACGCGUACAAGGCCGCCGGCGGGGUGGCCUCAAACUCAAGGACAUGUUCAGCGACAUGCCGACGGAUAUAAUCCAUGAGUCAAGGCUCGCUAUUCUGACGACACCUGCCGACGUAUACUUAGGUUAUUUCGUAUCUUCCGCCACAAACCUGCUCAGUCUUUCGCGGAUUUCGAAGACUUUCCACGCCUUCCUGUUCAAGAAGAGCUCCGCCGACUAUUGGAAGCGGGCCUUAAAGACAAUUGAGCGCGCACCGCCAUGUCCUCAGUGGCUGAUUGAGCCAGCGUUCAUUGCGUUGAUUCUCUUCCCUGUCUGCAUGGCAUGCGGGAAGAAAAGGCCUGCGCCAGUGUAUUGGGCAUUCUUGAUGCGCAUUUGUGAUUCUUGCAAGCCGCGGCUUGUGAUAGAUCAGUACGAGCUUCUUGACAGCGAUCGCAUCUGUGCUAUCCCUAGAACUAUUCUCAAUCUGGGCCGGGUCACUCGGUACGGCAGAGCAUACUGCCUCCGCGAUGAAGCCCGGGAAGCCAUCCAUGCUUGGAAGACGUUUUCAAAGGACGAAGACACGGAAGCAUUGGACAGAUAUAUUGAAGAAAAGUCUGAACGCAUCAAAGAGUUAUCAGAUUUCCAAUCAUUAUGCCUGGUUUGGCUCGAAAAUGAGGAGGCUUUGCGCGCGCGUGAACGGGACCGCCUGCAAAAAGAACGUUACCAGUUCAUCAUCUCUAAGCUCCAAGCGCUCGGUUUCGAGCCGGAGCUGCAAAGGCUGCAGCAAAACAGAAUGACUGUUUUGUCCAAUCAUACUCUUGUGCGAGUACCUGAGCUCUUGACGGACCGCAGCUGGCGAACUAUUCAGGGCGAGCUGGUGAAGCUUAUGCAGAGCCUUCGGACAUCCCGUCUGGCCUACGAAGCGGAACUCGAGAAAAAGAGUAAGGCGACAGCGAGAAAGCGAACGUUGAGAAAGAGAACAUGAACUCUGUAGCGACUUCAUUUGACCGAGCUCAAGCUGAGGAGCUACAACAUCAUGCUAUGCUUAUCACCUCGGGAUACCGGACCUCACAUUAUUCGUGGACAACGUUGCCACUGUUGUCGUGCACAUAAUCUCGUGUAUCUUAGUUGUGCAUUAGCUUGCUUGCGCAAUGCGAAAUGCCAUGCAAUGUG
Molecule: messenger RNA, 1247 nt
Organism: Fomitopsis serialis
Lineage: Eukaryota; Fungi; Basidiomycota; Agaricomycetes; Polyporales; Fomitopsidaceae
Exons: 9
Coding region: 1-1059 (352 amino acids)
Source: RefSeq, a predicted model, not a curated record